AUGCCCACGUAUCUCACCCGCGAGAACUCCCCCAUUUACUCGCCAAACUCAGACAUCUUGGAUCUCGACCCAAACAACACCCUCGAGCUGUCUGGUCACAAGCACCACCCAAUUAAUGGGCUCACCCACUCCCUACCCCUCCGCCCGUCGCGCUCAAACAACCUCCAUGACAGCUUCGACGAGAGCUCAACCUCGUCAACUCACGCCUCCGACGUCUCUGAUUCCAUCCCUACUCAGAUGAAUGGGACGAGGCCGACUAGCAUGAGCUCACUGCCCAACGGCUCCGCAGGGGCCGGAGGAAGCCCAGAAUUUGCAGACUAUCCCGACCACGACUCCCGCAACGGCUAUCAAAACAGCCACUACAACGACCACAGAAACUAUAAGCACCCGUUGCAAAAUGGACGCACCGUAGCUAUGCCCGACAGGACGGCACCGCCGCCUCCUAUCAAGGUAGUGAGGAAACCCAACUCCGAUACAGACCAUUCGAGUCCGACGGAUGCAUACCUGACGCCGGCCUCAAUCGCGUCACCCGCGCCCGGAUCGAUUGAUCAUACAGUGAAGACAAAUGGCAGCAGCCCCAACUAUGCACCGCCUGCGAUACCCUCUCAAAGUAACGCGAACGGUUCGACGACGCCAGCACCGGCUCUCAGCACCACCUCGCUAUCCCCCGACCCGAAUGCUCAUAAAAGCCCUCAAUCGCCGCAUCGGUACUCUUCCCCGCCGUUGUACCAAUCUGCUGGCGCAACCCCCAAUGCGUCUACCUCGACCGGCCUACAACCGCCAAAUGGCGGCCUCAAGCACCGAAACACGCUAGAGGUUCCAGGCCCUCAGUCCAAUCGGGGCUCCAAAGACGGCUCCGAUGCCGCCUUUUCAAGCGGUCGUUUCUCUCCCACAUCCCACACGAGUACGACGCAACGAGUGCGUAGAGCGUCGCUCAACUUGGUGCGCAGGGACACCCGAUCUAUGCAAUCCGAUAACCCACGUGACGAGGUUGUUCCCGACGAAGAUGCCUUGCGCUGGGCCGAGCACUACCGGCAAAAGCGCGCCAGCAAAAGGAAGAGGAGAGAAGAGGAGGACGAUGACAGGGUACUGGUUGGAACCAAGGUCGACGAGCACCAUGCCAACUGGGUCACCGCCUACAACAUGUUGACGGGUAUCCGUGUAUCUGUGUCCAGAACAAACGCUAAGCUGGACCGUCCGCUCACGGAUGCCGAUUUUGAUGCGAAGCAGAAGUCGACGUUUGAUAUUGCCGGUAAUGAGUUAGUGCCCUCGGCAAAGUACGACUUCAAAUUUAAGGAUUAUGCGCCGUGGGUAUUCCGACAUCUGCGCAAUCGAUUCCGUCUCGAUCCCGCCGACUACUUGAUGUCGUUGACGGGCAAGUACAUCUUGUCGGAGCUCGGGUCUCCUGGAAAGAGCGGCAGUUUCUUCUACUUCUCCAGAGACUACAAGUACAUCAUCAAGACAAUCCACCACGCCGAGCAUAAGUUUCUGCGCAAGAUCCUCAAGGAUUACUAUCACCAUGUUACCGAGAAUCCGAACACGCUGCUCUCGCAGUUUUAUGGUCUGCACAGAGUAAAGAUGCCGUACGGGAAAAAGAUCCACUUUGUCGUAAUGAACAACCUUUUCCCCCCGCAUCGCGAUAUCCACACGACAUUCGACUUGAAGGGUUCCACGAUCGGUCGCGACUAUAGGGAAGACGACCUGGAGAAGAACCCUCGAGCGACUCUUAAGGAUCUGAAUUGGCUGCGCAGACAGCGCCAUCUCGAACUAGGCAUUCAGAAGAAGAAGCUGUUUUUGGAACAACUUCAGAAGGACGUGGUUUUGAUGAAGAAGCUUCAGAUCAUGGACUACUCUCUUUUGAUUGGUAUUCACGACCUCAACCGGGGCAAUGAGGAGAACCUUCGUGGCAAAACCCUUCAGGUCUUUAGCCCUGGCGGUGAUAACAGUCAGGAGGAUGGUGAGCCUCCGUCGGUGCUCCUCCGGACGCCGUCCAAGUUGGAGAACGCUCGCAAGGCUAGAGAACUGAGGCAGAUGAUACGCCAUGAGCGACCUGUGCCGAUGGGCGAAACGGCAACGCAGAUGCCUAAUGAGCUUGACGAGGGCCACAGCCGAUCUGGCUACAUUUUCAACCAGGAUGAUGGCGGCUUCCAGGCAACGCACGAGGACAACUCCCCCGCCGAAGAGAUCUAUUAUUUGGGUGUCAUUGACUGCCUGACUCACUACGGAAUGAUCAAAAAGAUUGAGCACUUCUGGAAGGGUCUUACCAGCGACAGGACACAGAUCUCGGCACUGCCCCCUGAGCAGUAUGGCGACCGUUUUUACAACUUCGUCGAGGGUAUUACCAUGUCCCCCGAGGAGGCACGGCGGGAGGCACAGCGGAGGGACCAGGAGCAAAUUGAGGCCGCAGCUGCUGCCGAACGUCAACGUGUCGCCAGCUGGAGCUCAAGUUUACGGCGAAGAUCGACGGCUAACAACAUCCCGCCGAUGCCCAACUACCAACCUCCGCCCACUCCGCCAGAUGGUCAAAGGUCGCCGGAAGCCCGCGAAACUGUCGAGCGAGCCACCCAAGAGGCCCGCCGGACUGAAAGACAAGGGGCAUCGGAGGCUAAUGUGCCGGAUAUGGUGCUGACUACCAAAUCGGGAGAGCGCCGAGAGUCGGGAGGCCAGGGAGCUCCUAUCCUGCCAGUGGUUGAAGAAGCAGCAGAGGCCUCAUCAGUUGGUGGUCGAAGCCGUCACUCGGACGACUACCGACCUGCCACCCCGGCCAAGACGAGCAUGGAGCGUAGGUUUGCAGGCCUUCGGGAGUAUGCACCGCCAACGCCUCCCAAAGGGCACCACCUCAAGCCUGAGAGCCAGGAUAGCGGUUACGGAGCGCUACCCAAUGGCUCUACGAUGAGCCGCGAGGACUCGCUAAAACUCAAGUCCCGCCUCAGCAAGGACUCCCUCAACAAGGACCUUCCGCCGCUACCCAAGGAGGCAAACGGUGAGAGCCAAUUCCGUGUGGGACUUGCGUAG
This is a messenger RNA of Colletotrichum truncatum, 3015 nucleotides long. Its product is annotated as phosphatidylinositol-4-phosphate 5-kinase its3. Gene Ontology annotation, biological process: phosphatidylinositol phosphate biosynthetic process. Lineage: Eukaryota; Fungi; Ascomycota; Sordariomycetes; Glomerellales; Glomerellaceae. Gene Ontology annotation, cellular component: plasma membrane. Gene Ontology annotation, molecular function: 1-phosphatidylinositol-4-phosphate 5-kinase activity. The record is from RefSeq and is a predicted model, not a curated record.